GUGACGUAGAAGUCCACGAUGGCGUCGCAGUACUACCAGGAGAUGCAGGAGAGCUUCAGGAAUAACAACAAAAGUCGCGAGUUCCCGGCGCACACGGCGAAAGUCCACUCGGUGGCGUGGAGCUGCGACGGCAGGAGGCUCGCGUCCGGCUCCUUCGACAAAACAGCCAGCGUGUUUGUCCUGGAGAAGGACCGCUUGGUGAAAGAGAACAACUACAGAGGCCACAGUGACAGUGUGGAUCAACUCUGCUGGCAUCCGACAAACCCGGAUCUGUUUGUCACAGCGUCUGGAGACAAGACCAUCCGGAUAUGGGACGUCCGCACCACCAAAUGCAUCGCCACUGUCAUUACAAAAGGAGAAAACAUUAACAUUUGCUGGAGCCCGGACGGUCAGACCAUCGCUGUCGGAAACAAAGACGACGUGGUGACCUUCAUCGACGCGAAGACACACCGCUCCAAAGCGGAAGAGCAGUUCAAGUUCGAGGUGAACGAGAUCUCUUGGAACAACGACAACGACUCAUUCUUCCUCACUAACGGCAGCGGCUGCAUCAAUAUUCUGAGUUAUCCCGAGCUGAAGCCAAUCCAGUCCAUCAACGCUCACCCGUCCAACUGCAUCUGUAUCAAGUUUGACCCCACGGGGAAAUACUUUGCCACAGGAAGUGCAGACGCUCUGGUCUCACUGUGGGACGUGGAGGAACUGGUGUGUGUCCGCUGCUUCUCCAGGUUGGACUGGCCAGUGAGGACUCUGAGCUUCAGCCAUGAUGGAAAGAUGUUAGCCUCAGCCUCUGAGGAUCACUUUAUAGACAUCGCUGAGGUGGAAACAGGAGAGAAGCUGUGGGAGGUUCAGUGUGACUCCCCGACUUUUACCGUCGCCUGGCACCCCAAGAGGCCGCUGCUCGCCUACGCCUGCGACGACAAGGAGGGCAAAUACGACAACAACAGAGAGUCGGGCACCGUCAAACUGUUCGGCCUUCCCAAUGACUCCUGAGAUUGAUCAGAGGUUUUUUUUUUUUUUUUUCUGGUGAAAAUAGUGAGCUUGUAUUCUUCUGAUGCAGUCUAGUCUGACUUAAGGAGAAAGAGAAGGAAAGCAUGCGCCAUACUGCUCGGAGGAUUCAGUGCAUUUAAGCUGUAACCUGUAAACAUAACAGUUACCAUUCACCACCAGCAGAUGGCGCAGCUCUCCCAACUUUAACCUUAAACAGCUGAUUUCAUUCCCUUUUUUUACACACACACGAAAACACAACUCCCCAGUGCUGUAAUAUAAUGCUUUUUGUAACAUAUGCAAUGUUUUUGAUAUUAAAAUCGUUCUUUUUAUUAA
Messenger RNA from Labrus bergylta (ballan wrasse), 1317 nucleotides. RefSeq names its product THO complex 3 (gene thoc3). Gene Ontology annotation, biological process: mRNA export from nucleus. The record is from RefSeq and is a predicted model, not a curated record. Lineage: Eukaryota; Metazoa; Chordata; Actinopteri; Labriformes; Labridae. Gene Ontology annotation, molecular function: protein binding. Gene Ontology annotation, cellular component: THO complex part of transcription export complex.